AUUUUGGUGAUACGUAAAAGCCCUAAAAACUUCCACUAUUACUUCAAACUUUAAAGGAAAAGUACUUGUAGGGUGCGCGCGCGGGGGUCUGUGUGUCUAUUUGGGCGGGACAGAAGGAGUUAAAGAGGCGCGAGGACGAGCAGAACUCCACAUACGUCACCUAACGUCACCUGGACUUUCCGCAGGUGUUUGUGUUCAGCUGAGAGGGCAGCAGUAGCGGCGGUGGUGGUGCUGGUACUCUCGCGGACGCGCUCCUGUUUCCGGGAUCUGCUGUGGAAAGUUUCUGAAGAAGUUGGGAGGAGAGCGCGGAGCUCCGUGAACGCCUCACGCAGCGGCGGCGGCGGCGGGAGCCAGUCAGUCAUGUCGGCCGUCAAGGCUCUGCAGCAGUGGUGCCGGGUCCAGUGCGAAGGAUACCGGGAUGUGUCCAUCACCAACAUGACCACGUCCUUCAGGGACGGCCUGGCCUUCUGCGCCCUCAUCCACAAACACAGACCCGAGCUCAUUAACUUCGACUCUCUGUCAAAGGAAGAUGUCUACGAGAACAACAAGCUGGCCUUCAAGGUUGCAGAGGAGCAACUGGGAAUUCCUGCACUGUUGGAUGCAGAAGACAUGGUGGCUCUCAAGGUUCCUGACCGCCUCAGUAUCCUGACGUACGUCUCGCAGUACUACAACUACUUCCACGGUCGCUCCCCUAUCGGUGGGAUGGGGGCUAUCAAGCGCCCGGCAGACGGCUUCGUUGGGGAGGUGCCUGGGAAAAAGAACCAGGCAGUGGUGUCUAAAGUCUUUCCUGGACCUGAAGAGACCAGAGAAAACAGUCCUCCUCCGUUCAUAAACAGGACAAGACCUUCUCCUUCACCAAAACAAACCCGAAGUGCACUGCAGGAUGUUAAUGCUGAGAAAACAUCCCAGACAGGCACACUGAGUAACAAAUGUGCAUCCUGUAACACACAUGUACACUUGGUACAGCGACACCUACUGGACGGGAAGCUUUACCACAGGAACUGUGCAAGGCAGUUGUCGUCAAACACAAGCGCACCUCUUCGGGAUUUACCCACCAACAACAACGUUUCAAAGCCUCAGCCAGAUGCCAGUAAAACCAGAACAACUACUCCUGCUUACACGCCGAUCAAAGCGGGACCACCGUGGCUGGCCAAAAAACCCGCCACCCCUUCCAGUGUUUCUUCAACCCCUUCUCCUCCUCCAUCAACUGUUUCUGCUUCUACUGCUAAGGAAAGAGUUGUGUCCAAACCCACAGCCUCACGUGUCCCUACCAACACCUCCUCCAUCACCACUCCUGUUCCUGCUCCUCGCACUUCACUUCAUGCGGCCAAGACGAAUGAGAGCAAGCUGAAGUUCCUACAAGCUGAGAACACGCCUAAGCCGGAGGAGAAAGUAACAACAACGUUCAAGCUGGACAUAAAUAAAGGUCACGGUGUGACGGCGAAGACGCCAGAGACCUAUGUGGGUCAGGCAGUGACCUUAGUUGUUGGUGUUAAGGAUCAAAAUAAGGGUGCUAAUGUUGCUAAGACGAUCGGGGUGGCGGAGACUGUGAAGGACAAACAGACAGAAAGUGAAAGUUCUAAGAAAAAAGCUUCAGCAGCAGCUUUCCUCUCAAAGAAAAUCACAGAAGAAAACAACAACAGUAAACCGGCGUGGGCGAAUGUAGCUCUCAGAAAAACAGACAAACCUCAGCCACAAAUUGAAACAACUAAGAAACAAACAGAGGCUCCUCGAGGGCGGACCAGGCUGAAAGCAAACCCGGCCCUCCUCGCCGACCUGGAGCCUACAGACGACCACAGUUCAGCUUCCAGUCCGGUCCGCCACAGUAGACUUCCAGAUCGGACUCCAGACAAAGGAGGCCUGAAGUCAGGCAAAGCUUCACCCAACACUUCAGUUUCAGAAAAUGAAUCUCCUGCAGAUUGGAGGUCAAAGCUGAAGCCUGUUUCCAAAGAAAAUAAAGAAACCAAGCCUACCAGUGUUUCAGUGUCUCCUGCUAAGCCGUGGUCCAAUGGAGCUGGAAAGACUACAGAACGUCCUGGUGGAUCCUCUCCGACUCCUCCUUAUCUAGCCAGCUCUCCUGCAAAUGCACAUUCACCAAAGGGACAAGAGAAAAGCCCCAAACCACAAAGUGUAAACGGCACCAAGCCUGAGUUGAAGAGCUCUAAGACAAAGCCAGACUACAUUCCCAGAGAGGAGAUCAUCAAGGAGCUCCAGGCGAUCGAGGAGAACUUGAACGAGCUGGAGAGGCGAGGAGUGGAGCUGGAGGUCAAGCUGCGCAGCGAGGACGAGGGUGCCGACGACUCUGUCACGGAUGAGCUGAUGGUGGAGUGGUUCAGCUUGAUCAGGAACAAGCAGGUGGCCAUGCGUCGGGAGUCUGAGCUGGUGUACAUUGGUAGAACUCAGGAUCUGGAAGAGCAGCAGCCCAGUGUGGAGCAGCAGCUCAGAAGACUGAUGGAUAAACCAGAGCAUCUGAAAACCGAGGGGGACAGAAAGAAGGAAGCAGAGCUGAUGGAGAAACUGUUGGAGAUCAUCAACGACAGAAACGCUAUAGUGGAAGGCCUGGACGAGGACAGACUCAGAGAGGAAGAGGAGGAUGAGAAGCUCAACAAGAUGAUGAUGGAUUUCAACGUUAAGAAGGACAAAGCGAAGAAGAAGUCCAGGUCCAGACUGUUCAGCUGGGGGAACAAAAAGGAAGGAUGAUGCUGCGCAGAACUCCUGUUUGUGUUUGACGUCGGUGGAUGUUGACAGUGUGUGGCGUUUGUUAUAAAAAUGUCCUCCCCUCCAUCGACUGUGCCCCCCCCACCUCCCAUACACAUGGGUUAAUGACUCAGAGCCGUGAUGUGAUUAGGUUCAGCGCUCCACUUGUUCGGUUCAAAUCUACUUCUGCUCCUAAUCUCCGGGUUUGCACGUACACACUCCUACGCUCGAAUCAUAUUUGUUUACUGCAACACUGCUGCUAAUAGGAGCUAAAGACCGCGGCUUAUUACAAAGGUCUGACAGCUGUCUGCCGGCUUCAAGCUGCAAACCACUUGUGACCAACGUUAAAGUCCUCGUUUCCGUGUUGCACAUUGCAUCCACUUUCUGUACGUUUUUGUUAAUAGACUGCCUUUAUUUUGAGGUUUGACAAAUAAACUUUUAUUUAUUGGUAUAUUUGUUUUAAGCCCUUUUUUUUACCUAAAUUUGUGUGAUUGUGUUAUAUUUGUUAAAUGUAAUGAACUAAAAUAGUAGUCGCCCCGCUGUCACUUCUUUAGCCUUCUGAUAAUGAGUCAUGUGAUCCACAUUGGACCUGAAUUCACUUGUACAGUGUUGAAUUAGCAUCUUGUGCUUAUGAUGUAUGUGAAUUACCUGGUUUCAACAAAAGUCUUGUGAAUAAAUGUUUUAAAACUUUUA
Oryzias melastigma (Indian medaka) is the source of this 3390-nucleotide messenger RNA. RefSeq names its product mical-like 2b (gene micall2b). Bases 361 to 2700 code for a protein of 779 amino acids. The transcript is spliced from 16 exons. NCBI's taxonomy places the organism in Eukaryota, Metazoa, Chordata, Actinopteri, Beloniformes, Adrianichthyidae. The record is from RefSeq and is a predicted model, not a curated record. Gene Ontology annotation, molecular function: protein binding.